CACAGUAACGCCGUUGCCGCCAAUGACCCUCCUUCCUUUAUCCACCACAUGACAAAACCUCCUCGGGUGUUUUAUUUUGAAAUAAAAAUUAACAGGAAGUUGCAUAGCUUCUAAUGCCGAUUAAUUUGCUCCCAGGUCUGCUCAGCCGCAGCAGAACAGACGAGAAACCAUGGAGCGCAAUAAGACGCGUUGGAGAGACUCGCCUAGCGGACGGGAUGAGCGCCAGUUUCUGAUCUGUUUGUAAGUCACUUUCAGGGACUGUCGGCAUAUUGUUGUUCACCAGCAGGUGGAUGUUGCGUUUCCCCCAAGCGUGCGCAAAUUGACUGGAGAGGUCUGUGAAAGAAAAUUCUUGGAGUGACCAGCAGCUACCAAAGAACGGGAGGAAAGGAGGAGUGAAAAGCGCCCGAAGGACCGACGAGUGCCCGUUGGAGAGAAAUGCUCUCUGUGUUAUUUUUACCACUCAUUCUGAACAUUUCACGUUGUAUUCGGGAAAUGUCGCUGGUGUGCGCUGCGUAAAAAAAGAACACCGGACCGCUUUCAUGUCUCACGCCAUCAGGAGGAACAGUUACUUAUCUUCAAGGAAACUCUGAGCGGAGCUGAGAUUUCAUCAAGAAGGAGGCACUGGGUUCAAACUGAGAAGCAGUCGCUGAACAGUUACGAACCAUGGUGAAGUUUCAUAACUCGGACCUAUGGAUAGCCUGGAUGGUCAUUUUCUGCAUGGAGGGUUCGAGGUUCGAUCUACACACAGGGAAAGUGUGUGUGCGGGCGCUGGAUGUGACGGUGUCCCAGAGCAGCAUCCAGGUGGCCCGCGGCCAAGCAGCCGUCCUGCCCUGCUCCUUCACCACCAGCGCUGCCCUCAACAACCUCAACAUCAUCUGGAUGGUGAUACCACUGUCCAAUGCCAACCAGCCAGAGCAGGUGAUCAUUUACCAGGGCGGCCAGGUGUUCAGCCUCGCCAACCACCUCAAUGGCCGCGUGGGCUUCGUGGCCACCAUGCCAAGUACAAGUGCCUCCAUCUUCAUCAACAACACCCAGCUGUCCGACACUGGGACCUACCAGUGCCUGGUCAACAACCUCCCAGACAGAGGGGGGCGCAACAUUGGCGUCAUUGGGCUCACCGUGUUGGUGCCCCCCUCGGUGCCAGCAUGUCGAAUCCAGGGCGCGCUGGAUGUAGGCAGUGACAUCAUGCUGAUCUGCAGCUCAGAGGAAGGUAUUCCCACGCCGUCCUACUCCUGGGAGAAGCUGGACGCGCUACCCAAGCUGCCGCACAACGCCAUGCAAGACCAGAUGCAGGGCACUGUAACACUGAGAAACAUCAGCACCAGCACCUCAGGACUCUACCAGUGUACCUCCAGCAAUGUUAUUGGCAAGAGCACCUGUCUGCUCAACCUGCAGGUCGUAGCACCCCAGCCUCAAAGCGUGGGUCUGAUAGCGGGCACCAUCGCCACUGGAGUCUUAGCUCUCAUCAUCUGUUCCCUGUUAGUGGUGGUCACGCUCUUCUACUGGAAGAACAAGAACAAAUACGACGAGGAGGAGAUCCCCAAUGAGAUCAGAGAAGAUGACCUCCCUCCCAAGAGGUCAUCGUCGGCGAAGGCUUUCCAUGCAGACGCCUCAUCCUCAGAGAACGACACGCUGACGUCUACCAACACCUACAACAGCCGCUACUGGCACAACCCCAAACCCAACUACGACACCAACUCCUACACGCGCUACAACGGAGACACUCGCCAGACCUUCUCCACCGCUGCUCACGGUGCACACGGUCACGGACAGGCCCAGAACGCGGGACACGGCCACAGUACAGUGUCCACAGCACCCGGCUCAGCUCCGCUGUCCCGUCACGCGCAGCCGGCGACGAUGACGACAUCGUUUGCCAAUGGCAGCCACACGCUGCCGCCACCCAAAACUCUGGUGGUCACCACAAACUCUGCCCCGUCCCCUCCCGUCAUGGUGCGCAGCAACGGCUCCGUGAGCCUCAAACCGGUGGUGACGUCCACGCACGGGCAGCACACGCACUCCUACGCGGUGAGCCAGGCCACGCUGGAGCGGAUGGGGGCGGUGCCUGUCAUGGUGCCCGCCCAGAGCAGAGCGGGCUCGCUGGUGUAAAACCUCAUUUGGGAAACUCUUAGCUUUGACAACAAGACUAAAUGAGUGUUUGGUUUUGACGUUUGAAACGCACUGAUGAAAAACAGACCGAAUACGGGCGGAUGCAGCCCGCUGCCCUUUACAACUGUGUCUUGUCUUGACCUCUUCAUCUAAAAACAAACUGGGAUUUAACAGUACAGAGUUCAUUUAAUGCCAAUUCCUUGAUGUAUGGGACCCUUCAUUCAGUAGACGAGCACUGCAAUGAAUCUGAUCGUCCACGUAUUGGAUGGAUUUUCAUGGCGGAUGUGGUGGGAACUAUUUUUCACUUGGAUGAAAGCUGGAGUGAAAUUCCCUGCAUAACCUGGAUCCCCAGAUAUCUUUUCAAGGCUGGAUCAUUGUGAUGAUUGUGGGCUUUUUUUUUUUUUUUGGACUCAAAGCAACACAAGGCAUUGUCAUCUCAGUGUGUCCAUACUGCAUGGUCAGAGAGAAGCGAGCUAUGACUCCCACGUAAAUGCAUUUGUCUCUUGUUUUAGGAUAACAAAUUACAUCCGUAUUAUUUCCAAUAACUUAUUUUCAGAGUUGAUGAGGAUUAUGCAUUGAAAUAGUGAAUGUUCAAACGUCUGUUGGGAGUAAGCUGAUGGAUGAAAGUAUUAGAAUGGAAUGAUGUCGGGUGAAAUGGCCUUAGAAGCUUAAGGAGAGGGGUUGUAUUGGGUGCAAUACAUUGCAUAAUAUACUUUAAUGAAAGCAAACAUUUUAACUACGUUUUUGCACUUUUCAGAGCAAUUUUCUUUAUCAAAACUGCUGUCUUAUGAACAAUAACUUAACAAUGACGGGCUUUUACCCAUACUUCAUAUAUCAACCCUUUGAUGCACUCACAAAAAUAUUAGUGAAUAAAUGCUUUAUAAUGGAUAUAUAUAUAUAUAUAUAUAUAAGGUGAUUUUCUUCCCCUUGACAAAGGCUUAUUCCUAUCGGUUUCUACUGUACAUAUAUCUACUGUACAAAAGUAGGCUAGAUUGUGAAUCAAAGAAAAUACAUGAUGUCUGACUGAUUCUACAACUCAUGUGUCUUAAUUUUAAAAAGGUUCUUCUUAGACAACAAGCUGGUUUUGAUAGUCAAUGUUAUUGUUUUCAAUGAAGGGAUUUUUAUUUUUUUUUAAGUUUUCAUUACAAGGUCUGAGGUACAUACAGUAUGGUUUAACAAAAGAUGGCCAUACGUUUGACUAUAAAUAGUAGACACCUCUGCUGUAUAUGGUAGAACGUUUCACUGUGUUUCUGACCGACUGUAUUUAUAUUUUAACCAAAUCUUACCUGCCUGUUAAAGAACUGUUACAGUGUCCCCACAUUUCUCAAUCCUCAUUUCUUAUCGUGCAUUACCUCAAUGCCCGAUACUAAUAAUUUGUUGUAGCUAUGAUGCAAUAUUUAAUGCAGCAAUUUCUUUUGUGUUUGACAUGCAAUAUUGGAAAGUGUGUUUUAUUCUUCAAAGCAAUUCCUCUUUGCGUUUGACAUAUGAGAUUAAAUUGAAUGUGCUUUUUUUGGCAUUUAAAUAUAUACUGAGACAAAUUUAUGUGCUAACAGUAUAAAUUGUGCUCCAGCUUUAACACAUAUAAUCUCAUGAUUCAUGGUGUGAACAUUUUCAUUUAUAUUAUUUAGUCCAGUUGACUUCACUGAUUUUUAUAAACACCUUUUUAUGUGGGGACUGUUACAUUUAUUUAUGUUUUCAUGUCGUCUCAUAGUAGGUGCUAUAUAACUCUCAAAUACUUAAUUAAUUAAUACAUUUAAAAAAAAAUAACUGGGAGGGCUGGCAGCUACUUUGGAGUGGUAUUAGCUCAUUCUGUUAGACUGGAGUCAUAAAUAUACAAAUGCUCUUUAAUCCCAACAAAUAUUUGGAAAAUGUGAGGAAUAAAUACUAGCCAAGGUAAGGUAUUUUUGUUGUAUUCCUGUCAUCCCUUACUGUAAUUCACAUGGAGUCACAAAAACGACCUGCCGAGUACCAGUCAACACUGAUUUUCCAUGACAGUUUGUCGUCAUUGAUGUAGGCCUGAUGUUUACACACCUGGAUCAAACUGUAACCCUGAAAUUCUCCUUUUUUUUGCCUGGAAGUCAUAAUAUGACUUGUAGUUUAUUAUCUGCAUUUUUUUAUUUAUUUUUUAUCAACUACUACAACAUAUAUCAGUCCAGUUCAAUCACAAAUAUGUUUGUCCAUCUGUGUACAUUUGACCCCGGUCUGCUAUACACCUGUAUCAGUAUUAUUACACAUUUAUCCAACGUUUCUUUUCCUUGUCUCAAGGUUGUCUACCGUGUAACAGAGCUACAGUUCUUUGGUAAUUCCCACCUGCAACUCACACACACACACACACACACACACACACACACACACACACACACACACACACACAUAUUGAUUCAUAAAUACAGUAAGGCUUAAAAGAGUUUAACUGAUCAAAGCUCCAUUAAUACCUCCCAGCCUUUUUGUCUGACAGUGUUUUCAUAAUAAAUUAGAUUACACUCACCAUCUCUCCUGGUGUCCUGAGCACUGGCCGACAAAAUUUACGGAGAACUUUUCUUCUAGCAUCUCUGGCUCUGUUCUUCCCAGAGAAAAGUUCAGGCUGGAAAAGCUAAAGUGAGAUUAUUUUACUAACUCUGCCCUCUGGUUGCAGGAACAAUGGAGGAAAGAGAGCACAAUCAGUAGAACACUACUGAGACUUUAACCCAGAUUGAAUACAAAUCUCUCAUCUUCUACCCUGGCCAUAGGUCGGCGUGUGGUACACACGGUGAUAUAUGGGUUGUGUAUAUAGAUAAAUAAUGACUUGUGAAAUAUUGCCAAUAGUUAAGCCAAUCUGUAAAUAUGUAUAAAAAAUACAUCUUGUUCUUACUGUUGGGUCGAAAUGAAAUAGGAAAAAUAACACUGGAACUUGUAGUGAAUAAAUAUUGUUAAUACAUUCUAAUCUGCAUUCGUUUGU
Messenger RNA from Anarrhichthys ocellatus (wolf-eel), 5044 nucleotides. RefSeq names its product immunoglobulin superfamily member 11 (gene igsf11). Bases 664 to 2106 code for a protein of 480 amino acids. NCBI's taxonomy places the organism in Eukaryota, Metazoa, Chordata, Actinopteri, Perciformes, Anarhichadidae. The transcript has 8 exons. Gene Ontology annotation, cellular component: cell-cell junction. The record is from RefSeq and is a predicted model, not a curated record.